AUGAUCAUGGUGUUCUUCUCGUCUUCAUCUACGCCACUCUAUUCCGAGCGCUGGACGCCGAAGACCACCGGGCAGUACGCGGGAACUUGCAUUUUCCUUAUCAUACUUGCGACCAUCUUCCGAGCCCUGCUUGCCGUUCGAGGCAACAUUGACACGUUGAUGGCACGGUGGCAUCACAGACACCAUACGAGCCUACCACAAAGUGACGUGGCGGAGGCAGCGAAACACCGAGCACUUGACCGGGCUCCGUGGAGAGUCAACGAUGCGCUCCUUCUGGCCACCCUUGACACGCUGUUGACUGGUGUCGGGUAUUUACUUAUGCUCGCCGUCAUGACGAUGAAUGUGGGCUACUUCCUAUCGGUGCUUGGGGGUGCGUUUCUGGGGAGCUUCGUCUUUGGUCGCUUGGCUGGGCCUGCGGCGCACUGA
Molecule: messenger RNA, 426 nt
Organism: Baudoinia panamericana UAMH 10762
Lineage: Eukaryota; Fungi; Ascomycota; Dothideomycetes; Mycosphaerellales; Teratosphaeriaceae
Exons: 2
Coding region: 1-426 (141 amino acids)
Biological process (GO): intracellular copper ion homeostasis; copper ion transmembrane transport
Cellular component (GO): plasma membrane
Molecular function (GO): copper ion transmembrane transporter activity
Source: RefSeq, a predicted model, not a curated record